This is a messenger RNA of Solea solea (common sole), 4613 nucleotides long. It is a transcript of the gene apbb2a, whose product is annotated as amyloid beta precursor protein binding family B member 2. NCBI's taxonomy places the organism in Eukaryota, Metazoa, Chordata, Actinopteri, Pleuronectiformes, Soleidae. Gene Ontology annotation, biological process: regulation of DNA-templated transcription. Gene Ontology annotation, cellular component: nucleus; cytoplasm. The record is from RefSeq and is a predicted model, not a curated record. Bases 300 to 3089 code for a protein of 929 amino acids. The transcript has 15 exons. Gene Ontology annotation, molecular function: amyloid-beta binding; transcription factor binding.
CGCAGAGCGAAAGCGCAUCCUGUGGCCGCCAGCGGAGACGCGGGGCGGGCUGUGGCAAUGUUGUGAUGUGAUCUAAUGCGGGCGGCCGGCUGCAGCUACGGGCGGACUUGGCGCUUAAAAGCGGCUGACGACGUCGGCCCCGCUCACCAUUGUGUGUCUGAGUGCAUAUGUGCGCGUGUUUGUCGUCCUGGGAGCGGAGGCGCAGAAGCCCGGAGGCUGAGUGAAGCGGUGACCUUCAGAUGAAAACACCUCAGCCCGUGUAAACAAGCUCUAUCACCGCAGUGUAUUCCCAGUCAGCCAUGACGUCGGUACAAAAUCCUCCACUCUCCCGCUCUGGCUCCUCCCCUUCAAAUGUGGGUUUGGCCAACCGAAAUGGCCCCUCCUCCACCCCGCCCACCUCCCUCAGUCUUCGUUCAUCGUACAACCAGCUGCUGGGGCGGGAUGUCAUCAAGGAGACCGCGGAGACGGGAAGUUCGGCCACCUUGCCAAAGAGCCGUCAGAGGUACACAAUGACCAGCGUGCGGAGCGCCAUGGGGAUAAAUGACAACCUGUCCUUUAAAAACCAACCUGGGACCAGAGGGAGGGGCCUCCCCACCAAGUCCUCCUCCAGCUCAGCACUCUACUCCUCCUCUUCCUCCUCCUCGCUGUUUAACGCCACCAACCCCAAACUGGCUAAGAAUGGGGCCAACAUGCAGAGACGAGCCGAGAGCCAGCAACUGGAACUCAGCCGGGCCAGCACUGAGGGCAAAAUACACAAUGACCUCAUCAAUAACCCAACCUCGGAUUGGCUGGAGUUCGAGAAAGACAACUCGCUGCAGCCUCCAUUCCGUCGGAGGACCAAGAGCUUCUUGGAGUACCACGGGAAGGGCUGGGAUCUAGACCUCAACACAGGAAACAAAGAGGAGAAGGAGGAGAAGAAGCAGCAGCAGUGUUCUCCAGAGAAAGAGCAGGCCAGUCCUGCCAAAGAGAGGGAGAGCCAGAAGGAGGAGAAGCCCAGGACCAAGCAGACCUGUCAGGAGGAGAGGGAAGAGGUGGCACCGGUGGUGGAGGAGGAGGAGGAGGAAGAAGAGGAAGAUGACCCUACACCUGCCACAAGACAACCCCUGUUACCAGUGGUGGUGGAAGCCCCACUUUCCUCCACGUCCUCCUCUUCCUCCGCCAGCCCAGAGUGGAUCCCUGACAACCACAACCUCCUUCAGAACCAAGCUCCAGCACAUGUCAGAGAGGAGCUCUGUGUCCAGGCUCCGGCUGCUAGUCCACGCAGUCCUGCAAAGCCCCCUCGCAGCACCCAGCCCCGCGUGAUUAAGGUGGAGCUGCACCCCAACAAUGAGAACCAGUUCCUACAACAGUACCCACCCUCCUCCCCCAAACAGGCAAGAGCUGCAGAGAGGAACACCCCAACCAGGAGCCGAGCACCAUCCACCCUGCCCGAGCCAGAACUAGAACCAGAACCAGAACCGGAGACUGGACUUCCCAAAGUGGGUUUAAGAAUGGACAUGACUCCAGAUUCUCCAUCAGAGGAUGAAGACUCCAGCUGGACCACCCUGUCCCAGGAGACACCGUCUCCUCAGACUCCACAGGAAGCAGCAGAUGUUUGGAGUGAAGGCGACCUGCCACCAGGCUGGCGGGAGAUCUCCGACUCCUCAGAAGUCUAUUUCUGGCACGUCCCUACCGGCACCACACAGUAUCACCGACCUGUUGCCGCAGGCAACCAGUACACCGAGCCUGACGCUGAGAGUGACCCACAGCAGGAAUCGCAGCGCUCCCUCGAGCCGCCCGCUGAGCGCCCCAGCAGUCUGAUAUCCGACAGCUCGGUUGAGCCCGUCCCCUCCCCGUCGGGCUCCUGCAUCUCCUCCUCCUCCACCCCCUCGAAUGAUGUCACCUCUUGUGAACCAGAUCUCAGCACCACCACCUGCACAGCCAAUGAGCUGAAAGACUAUCCCGUGUAUCCAGAUCCCAGUCUGAAGGCAUUUGAAGGCGCUACCCUCCGCUAUGCUUCACUGAAACUCAACCCCCCAGCCCAGUUAGAGACAGUCGACCUAAACAAUGCUUUCUCCAAUCCAGAGGAAAUGUCAUUUCCAGUUCGGUCUCUGGGCUGGGUGGAGAUGGCAGAGCAGGACCUGUGUGAGGGGAAAAGCAGUGUGGCCGUCCACCACUGCAUCAGACAGCUGUCCUACUGCAGGAGGGACAUACGAGACUCAGCCGGGGUCUGGGGAGAGGGUAGAGGGAUGCUGCUGGUGCUUCAAGACCGCAUGCUGACCCUUGUUGACCCCGAUGAUCACAGUCUGCUUCACUCUCAGCCAAUCAGCAGCAUCCGUGUGUGGGGCGUCGGGCGCGACCACGACAGGGAUUUUGCCUACGUGGCCAGAGACAAGAACACACGUGUGCUGAAGUGCCACGUGUUCAGAUGUGAUACUCCCGCUGCAGCCAUUGCCACAAGUCUCCACGAAAUCUGCUCCAAGAUUAUGGCUGAAAGGAAAAGUGCCAAGGCUGCAGCUGGCAGCUCCUCCCAGACCAGCUCUGAUGUACCGCUGCAAGAGUUUCCAAUGCCAAAGACUGAGUUGGUGCAGAAGUUUCAUGUUCUGUAUCUGGGUACGACAUCUGUGUCUCGACCUAUAGGCAUGGACGUUAUCAACGGGGCCAUCGACAGCCUCAUGUCCACCACAGGCAAAGAGGACUGGACUCCUGUUAUCCUCAGUAUUGCUGACACGACUGUGGCUGUGAUCAAAGAGAAGGAGGAGGACGAGGAGGCGCUGGUGGAGUGCCGCGUCCGUUUCUUGUCCUUCAUGGGCAUUGGACGAAACGUGCACACGUUUGCCUUCAUCAUGGACACUGGGAACCAGCACUUCCAGUGCCACGCGUUUUGGUGCGACCCCAACGCGGGCUGUGUGUCUGAGGCUGUGCAGGCAGCAUGUGUGCUGCGCUAUCAGAAGUGUCUGGUGGCGCGGCCGCCCUCCCAGCGCGCCUGCUCUUCCACUUCGCCCACCGCCGAUUCCGUGACCCGGCGGGUGACCACCAGCGUGAAGCGUGGCGUCCAGUCUCUCAUAGGCACUCUGAAACCCAAGAAGCAGCCGUCAGAGCUCCCCUAGCACCGCCAGCGAGUCGCCAGAACUCUCCCAGCACCAGUGACCACAGCACCACCCAGCCAACGCCUGGAUGCCACUCACACAAUCGCCACAACCAGACCUAAUCAGUGCCAGUCAUGGUAACCAAUGAUGUACAUACAUGUUAACAAACACCACCUCAGAUGACGGGAAGAAGAGCAGCCCUCGAAAAGUCCUGACGAUUAAAAAAAGAAAAAUACAGAGAGUUUGCUGAUGACGUUGGGCAUCGCUGGUUGAACUAAAACCUUUAAAUGCUAACGUGCCCAAGUGGGAACCAUCCUGUGGAUAUUUGGGGCUGGAUGGAUUACUUGAUCGAGCGUUCUACAGACAGGACACAGGAGUUAGCUAGAAGAUAAAAGAUUGGUUUGUUUGACCACUCAUUGGUUUACUUUGUUUUCUUUCCUCUGUCCCCUUCUGUAAAACAUAUUCAUACAAACACAGUGGCAGCAGAGAUGCUCAGCCACAGGAGGAAAAAAGGUGACGUCCCCCUGUGAAGGGAAUCUGACAGGUGAAGAAGAAAAGACGAGACAGACGGGACCCGUCGGCUCCAGCUGCCAAAAAAAAAAAUGGCAUAAAAAUAUUUUGAUCCUAUGUGAAAAAAAAAAAAAUACACUCGAUAUCUCCUCUGAGGAUAAAUGAAGAGAUCGAGUCGAGAGAAUUCAGGGCACAGAUCUUGUAGAUAUGGAGGAGUGGAGUGUGCUGUUGGUGACCGAAAAUGUGAUAGAUGUGGGUUUGAGUUUUGCAUGUUUUCUCAACGGGAUGUGUUUUGGGUUUCUUUUAUGUUAAUGACUUAAUAAUGGUCACAUGACAACACAAUAAACAGCACAAGUGAUAACUAGUUUUUACACUGGCAGAGAGGAAAACGUGGAUAAACAGGCCUAUUUUAACCCAUAACUGCGUAAAAGGUAAUUUACAGAAAUACGAUUGUGACUCGUUUUUUUUCUUCACUCUCCAUUCCUUAUUGAAAAGCUUGGAAAUGUUGUUUUUUUAAUGUAAUUUGAAGCAUUAAAUUAGUAAAGAUUGUUGGUUUUUGCAUACCUAAAAGGAAAAAAAAGGAGUUUAAACACUCAAGAAUGUCACACGUCUCAUGUUCAAACGUAACAAUUUCCUCAGGAAUCUUUAUGCAUAAACACGAGAUAUAUAUGUAUACGUAGUAGUAAGAAACUAAAGAUCCAGGUUUUGUCUUUGGCAGACGUGACCAGCUCGCGGCUGCUCGAUCCGUUGUGGUAUGAAAAGGUGUUUGUCCUGCCCGCGAAGCACGGGCAAGACAAAAUAACGUGCCAUACAGUAAAGGGUUAACUGUCACCUCCUCGGUAAGCCAGUCGCUCAAAGACAAAUAGACGCCCACAAAUGUGCACAUACAGCAGGUGGAGAAAAGAAAUGUCUGCUGUCACUGCUUUGAAAGACUUUACACCGCUCCUUUGGCUCGGAGCCGCCACUUGCACUCGACGUGAACUCUGUGAAUGCAGUCGAAUCUAAAGGAAACACACACACACACACACACACACA